Messenger RNA from Komagataella phaffii GS115, 735 nucleotides. Its product is annotated as Constituent of the mitochondrial inner membrane presequence translocase (TIM23 complex). Gene Ontology annotation, biological process: protein import into mitochondrial matrix. The record is from RefSeq and is a predicted model, not a curated record. The transcript has a single exon. Gene Ontology annotation, cellular component: TIM23 mitochondrial import inner membrane translocase complex. Lineage: Eukaryota; Fungi; Ascomycota; Pichiomycetes; Pichiales; Pichiaceae. The coding region runs from base 1 to 735 and encodes 244 amino acids.
AUGAGUGUUCGUACAAUCAGACCCACUUUUAGGAUACUCAAUUCUGCAAUCAGGACACAAUCGCUCAAGAAAAAUUUUAUUGGGCCUAAAUCCGGAAUAUUUUUGCCAGCUUAUAGCUUUUUAGGUGAAAGAAAUUUCCAUAUCAGUAGCAUCAGAAUCCAGCAGCAGCAAAAUCAACAACAACAACAACAACAGAAAAAGAACAGAUCAACAGGUCCUAACCUGUUUUUACGUAUAAAAAAUGCUGUCACUUUCACUGCAUCCACUGCCUUAGUGAUUGGAGCCCUUGGGUUAGCAGGAAUAUCAUUAUAUCUGCUGUUCUCAGAAUUGUUCCUUCCUUCUGGAGACACCACUACUUUCAACCAUGCUGUUACGAUGGUUGAAAAGGACCCGGGAGCUCAAAAACUAUUACAGAUCGACCCCGGCACAAGAUUGAAGGCUUAUGGUGAGGCAACAGGAGAUAAGUGGACACGCAAUAGACCUUUGAGAACAUCAAGAAGAAUAGGAAAAGACGGUUAUGAGAGAAUUUUGAUGAGAUUCCACGUUGAAAGUGAUAAUCAAGUUGGUGUGGUAUCUUUAGAGGCUGUUGAUAAAACAGUGUUUGAUCAAGAGUUUGCUUACGUCUACUUGGAUGUUCCAGGUAAGAAGAGACAUUAUAUUAUUUCGCCUCAGUUGCCUCAGAAGACUCAAAAUACCGGAUUUUUAGGAGUUAAAUGGGGCCCUAAGAGUAAUUAG